GGUGUGGGGUAUUUGUGUCCCUCUUUAAUGUCCUUUUCCACUUAUAUUUAUGCAGUAGUUAUAUUUUUGGGUGCUAAAUAAGUAGAUAAAUAUAAAUAACGAACUAACUAGCUUUAGUAACCUAUUGUAUCUCCAUGCUAAGUCACUGCUUAUAUGAUUCUAUAAUGAACAAUUCUUUGCUAUAUUGCCUUUUUAUAUAUAAAUUAAGUCAAAUAUUGUAAGAAAAUGCAUAUUAGGCUAUAAAGGACAUAUUGUAAGAAAAUAGGCUAUAGGAAAAAGAGAGAAGCAGUUCUAGUGUGCUCAAUUAAAACUGUGCUGGUUUAGUCUUUUGUUUUGAAGGAGCCAACCGGAACAGGUGUUUGGUUGAAUUGCUUCCUCUUUGUCGCUGGUUGGGUAUAGAUAGUCAGUGCACCUCCUCGCGCCCCACCGGCCCCGUCGGUCGUCUCGAGCGCUGCUGAAGAAGACGCUGAAGCACCGGAGGAGCGCGAGAGGAGGACCACGAGCCGGACCCGGUCUUCUUCUUCUUCUGCCACUUCUUCUCCAUCUCUAGUUUCUGGAGUAGUAGAGACAGCAGCACCACAGUCCAGCAGCUUCUCUUUCCAUCAGCAAGGUGAGGAAGAGGAAGAGGAGGAGGAGGAGGAGAGGAGGAGAGGAAGAGGAGACAGACAGACAGACAGCAGUAUCUUGGCGCAUUGGAUGGAGCUUAUGGAUUAUUGAGAAGUGGAGGCCGAAACGCGGAUGAAAUAUUCAUAAGGACUUUUUUUUAAAGAGGAAAAAACACAGAGUGGGAGCGUGCAGAGAUUCACCUGCAGUGAUUCACCUGCAGUGAUUCACCUGCACACUGACCAGAGACCAGAGGACCAGCUGCUGCUGCUGCUGCUGCUGCUGGAGAGUCUGCAUCUGUGUGUGCAGUGUGUCUGAGUGUGUGUGUGUGUGUGUGUGUUUGGAAAGGAGCCCCCCUGCUGCAGUACUUGUCUGCUGGUACAGGGAUGCCACCGAGUUGCUGACGGACCCCCGGUAUCCGCACCCCCUCCUCCUCUCCUCCUCCUCCUCCUCCUCCUCCUCCCGGACGGACGCAUCGACCCCCUGCGAUUCCCCACUAAUAUGCAAUGGUUUUUUGUGCAGAAGCCUUCAGCUGCCGCGUACCGCCGACUCCACGCUAGCGCCGCCGCAGCCGCAUGCCUGUCCGCCGCUGCCGCUCCUCCUCUCCCCGACGCGCCGCGCGGCAGACGACGCCAUUUGAAGAGGAGCGCUUUUCGGGGGCUUUUGACGCCGGCGCGGCGGCCGGGCGGCGGCAGCAGCAGCAGCAGCAGCGACCUCCUCUCCUCCUCCUCCUCCUCCUCCUCCUCCUCCGCCGCUGAGGACCGCUGGCCGCUGGGGCAGCCAGAGGCGGAGAAAAGCGCCGCAGCAGCGGUUGCUCUUUUCCUGUGCGACGUCGACGCGGAAUACGUGCGGCUGCUGGUCUCCGCGCUUGUGGAGGAACCUGGCGACGAGUUCCUGCUCUUCUUCUUGUCUAUGGUGCAGAUCGGUUGGCCGAAGCACCGCCGAACUGAGCCCAACAGCUGGCCGGCUCUGCUGGCAUGCAAACAGGGGGGCGGAUCAGCCCCCAUGCGGUGGGUGAAUUUUAGGCUGCCGCAUCCGGAGCGCCUCUCGUCCCCCACCUCCUCCUCCUCCUCUUCCUCCACCUCCUCGGCCAAAUCCAUGCGGUUUAUUUGGAACAACAUUUUCAGCAAAGGAUCGCAUAUGCUGCAGUGUCUUUGUGGCAAGAGCCUCAAGAAAAACAAGAACCCAACUGAACCACAGCUGAAGGGUAUAGUGACCAGGUUGUUCUGCAGGCAGGGCUUCUAUCUCCAGAUGGGCCAGGAUGGAAGUAUGGACGGGACCAAAGACGACAGCACCAACUCCUCUCUGUUUAACUUAAUUCCUGUGGGUCUGAGAGUCGUGGCCAUCCAAUCAGUCAAGACUGGCCUCUACAUCGCCAUGAACGGAGAGGGUCACCUCUACUCAUCGGUGAGCAACCACCCACACACACACACAGACACAUACAGUAUACAAGCACGGACACACAAGGAUGAGAAACUCCUGAUGCACAGCGUCCACCAGACAUGUUUUGUUUCAGUAUUUUAA
This is a messenger RNA of Sebastes umbrosus (honeycomb rockfish), 2127 nucleotides long. RefSeq lists its product as uncharacterized. Gene Ontology annotation, biological process: positive regulation of gene expression; positive regulation of cell population proliferation; regulation of cell migration. The transcript has 3 exons. Gene Ontology annotation, molecular function: growth factor activity; fibroblast growth factor receptor binding. Lineage: Eukaryota; Metazoa; Chordata; Actinopteri; Perciformes; Sebastidae. The record is from RefSeq and is a predicted model, not a curated record. Gene Ontology annotation, cellular component: cytoplasm. Bases 1105 to 2127 code for a protein of 340 amino acids.